UGGGCAGAUCGGUCUUCCCUCUGUUGAUAUUUCUUUGCCUAAAGUGAAGGGAAAGACUGACAUAUUGAUCAAAGAUCACGAAGGAAUUAGGAAGACUGCAAUCAACAUGCCUGCCAGUGACAUCUCUGUAGCUGAUAUUGAUUUGGAAUUAGACAGCGGACGGAGAAUUCCUGAUGAGGUCGAGGGCACUUUUAAAGGGCCCAAGAUCUCUAUGCCAAAGGUUGAUAUCUCACUACCUAAGAUGGGAUCAUCGGUGGACACUGAGUGCCCAGAAGUGGAAGGAAAAUUCUCUCUACCUUCUGUUGAGCUCUCACUCCCAAAGGUCCAAUCAGACAGUGGAGAUGUCCAUAUGGACUACUAUGUUGGUGGUGAUGGAAAAUUCAAAAUGCCUGAUUUUGACAUUUCUCAACCAGGAGAAGUAAACAUAAGGGGACAAGGUGUGGAAGGGGAAUUCAAGUUACCCAAAGUGGACCUGAUCCUUCCCAAAGGCAAAGCAGGAGUGACUGAUGUUGAAGGGGAAGGAAAUUUUCAUUUACCACCAAGUGAAAUGCAGAUACCCUCUGUUGAUAUUUCUCUUGAAAAGGGAAGGGCAAAGGGCAAAAUUGAAAUGGAGGCUCCCUCUGCUAAAGGACGAUUCAAAAUGCCUUCACUUGAUGUCAGACUCCCUAAGAUGGGAACAUCUGAAACUGAGGCUAAUUUACAUGGUUCUGAUAUCAAAGGAGGGAAAAUUGAACUGCCAUCAAUAGAUGUUUCUCUGUCAAAAGACAAGGGAGGGGCUGAAACUGAUGGAAAAGGAAGCAAUUUUAAAAUGCCUUCAUGUAAUAUAUCCCUACCAAAACUGAAGCCAUCUGAAAAAGAGGUUGUUUUAGAAGGAAGUGAAGUAAAAGGAGGCAAACUCAGCAUGCCCACUGUAGACAUUUCUCCUCCAAAAAUAAAGCUACCUGACCCUGAUAUCAAACUUGAAAGACCAGAACUUCCAGGUGUUGACUUUUCACUAUCCAAGCCAAACAUUGAGGCCAAUGUGGAGCUCAGUGGCAGUGGGGGUGGCAAGUUCCAGCUCCCAACUUUUGAUAUCUCACUUCCAAAGGUGCCCACCAAAGAAGGAGAAUUUGAUAUUGAAUCUAAAGCAAAAGGAGGAGCAAAGUUCAACGUCCUUGACUUCUCUCUUCCUGUAAUGAAAUCACCAGAGGGAGAGGUAAAGAUUGAGAGCCCUGAAGUCAAAGGAAGAAAAUUCCAGAUGCCUUCUUUGGAUGUCUCACUACCAAAGAUGAAGAUGCCUGAGGGAAAUCUUGUCCUAGAAGGACCUUCUCUUGACAUCUCUCCUCCAAAGGGAAAAGCAAAAGGAAAAGCAGAGGGUGACAUACAAGUAAAAAGUAAAGGAGAACCUUUUCAAAUCCCUUCAGUUGAUGUUUCUCUACCUCAAAUUAAAUCAAAGCAAGGUGAUACAAAUGUUGAAGGACCAGAAAUUACCUUUGAAGGUAAUGGGAAAGGAGGCAAAUUCAAUUUGCCAUCUGUUGACAUUGAUCUUCCUGUUGUAAAAAUGCCGACUGUUGAUAUUUCACUUCCAAAAGGUAAAGAAGAGGGAGAAGUUGACACUGGCAUUGACAUAAACACUGAAGGGCCUGAAUGUAGAGGAGGAAAGAUAACACUGCCAAAAUUUGACAUUUCUUUACCAAAGGUAAAUUUUCCUGAGGGUGAUGUCAAAUUAAAAGGACCUGAAACAAAGGGAAGAAAGAUUGAAAUGCCAGAUAUUGACAUAUCACUCCCCAAAGGAAAAGUAGGGGGGGAAAUAGAAGGGCACACUGGCAAAAGCAACAAGUUCAACAUGCCCUCUAUUAACAUCUCUCUCCCUAAAAUAAAAUCUAAAAGACCACAUAUAGAUACUGAAGGUCCUCAAGGCAAAGGUGGAAAACCAAACAUGCCAUCCAUAGAUCUUUCUGCACCUAAUAUAAAAUCUCAGGAUGUAGAUGUCGCGCUCGAGGGUCCUGAUGUCAAGGGAGGGAAGAUCAAAAUUCCAUCUGUUGAUGUUUCACUUCCUAAAGGAAAGGUUGAGGGCAGCCUUGAUGUCGAGGGCCCUGAGAUGAAAAGGAGCAAAUUCAAAAUGCCAAAAUUUGAUGUUUCUUUGCCUAAAGUCAGUCUCCCAGAAGGUGGUGUAAAAAUAAAGGGCCCUGAUACUAAAGGUGGGACAACUGAGAUACCCGAAAUUGAUAUUUCACUCCCUAAAGCAAAAGCACACGGAGAAAUUGACGGGCAUGCUGAAAAGGGUGGAAGGUUUCAUAUGCCAUCUGUCUCUCUUCCUAAAAUCAAAGCAACGGGACCUCAAUUCAACAUAGAAGGUGCAUGUCCAGGGUUUGAGAUUUUACUACCUGAAGGAAAAGCUGAAGUUGACCUCAACAUCGAAGGUCCUGGCAAUAAAGGACGCAAAUUCACAAUGCCCAAAGUUGAUAUUUCACUUCCAAAGAUGAACUUCCCAGAAGGUGAUAUCAAAGUGGAAGGACCCAACGUGAAGGGAGAAAAGGUUACAGUUCCAGAGGGUACCGUAGAGGGAGAUAUCAAUAUUGAAGGACUCUCUGAAAAAGGAAGGUUUGAUAUCCCGAAGGUUGAAGUUGAUAAAAAAGGAGGUGGAUUCCAUAUGCCAAGUCUUGACAUAAAUCUGCCCAAAUUUGACCUUGACCUCAGCCUGCCCUCUGGUGUAAAAGCUAAAGGCUUCAAAGUUGAUACUCUAAGUCCUGAUGCAUCUGGAGAUUUGGAGAUGUCUGGUCUUACAGGAGGCCUUAAUCCUGCCAAAUUGGAAGUUAAGAAUGAAGAUAUAGAGACAGGUGGUCUAGAAGGUCCAGGUGCAUCCCUAAAACUUCCCACAGUAAAACUACCAACAGUUGACAUCUCAGCUCCAAAGAUGGAUCUCAAUUUUGGCCUUACAAAACCCAAAGGUGAUGAUGUGGAAGUAGAACUUCUGAAAGCAGAAGGAGGGAGGCCUUCUUCAGGGGGCAGCUUUGAUCUACCUGUUUUCCUCAAAGUACCUAGUUUCACUCUUCCUAGGUUUGGGGGAAAGACAAAGAGCUGUAACUUGGAAAUACCAGUACCUAAGGGAGAUACUUCACUCAGUUCACCACAUGUAGAAGGAGAGAUCAGAGCACCAUCGGUGGAGUUUGAUGGAGGUGGAAAAGUCAAGGUGAAAAAACCUAAAAUCAAACUGCCCUCAUUUGGCAUGUCCAAGAAGGCUGCAGAUGUAUCAGUCUCUUGUCCUGAUGUUGAUGUUAAAGGGAAAAAGGGAAAAAUUGACAUUCAUCAACCAGAUAUCAAUGUUGACAACUCAGAUGACAUGUCAAAAUACAAAAUGAAAUUUCCCAAGUUAAAAAUAUCAUCACCCAAAAGUGAACUCCCAGAGGAGAAAGUUGAAGCAAAACUGGAUGCAGAUGUAGAGGCAAAAGGUGGCUUCCAUGCACCUGACGUCUCUUUAAAACUGCCAAAGUUUUCUAUCCCAGGCUUUGUCUCUAAAGAAAAAGACCUAGGUAAGCCAAGUGGUGACCUUGAAGCUAAAACCAAGGUCAAGAUGCCUUCUGUUGAGCUCUCGUUACCAGCAGCUAAAACACCAGAGACUGAGGUUCUUCUCCCAAAAGCAGAAGUUGAUGUUACAGAGGCUGAUAUAAGAGGUUAUGAGGGAAACCUUAAAAUUCCCAAAAUGCCAACGAUUGAUGUUUCUCUCCCCAAAUUAGACCUUGAUGUGUCCUUGCCCAGAGGAAAGUCUCCAAAGAUUGAAGGACCAGACCUGGAGCUAAAAGGGGGUGACGGAAAAUUCAAAAGGCCUCAUUUUAAUAUGCCUGCACUUGAUAUUUCACUUCCAAAAGCAAAGACUGAUUCACCAGAUUUAGAAAUGAAGGAGACUACAGAGGGAAAGUUAAAAAUGCCCAACAUUGACAUAUCGCUUCCUAAAGGAAAACUCAAAGGUACUGAGGCAGAAAUAGAAGUGGAUGGACAAGGAGAAGCAAAAGUCAAAACACCUUAUCUGAAAAUGCCCAAUGCUGAUGUUUCUCUGCCUAAAGGUCAUAUUGAAGGUCCAGAGAUAGAGAUUCAAGGAGAAGGUGGAAAAUUCAAGAUGCCACAUCUAAGCAUGCCUUCUGUUGAUAUUUCAUUGCCCAAAGGGAAGAUUGGAGGUCCAGAUGUUGAAGUAGAAGGACAUGGCCAAGGAAAAUUUAAGAUGCCUCACUGGAAAAAGCCAGAUGUUGAUAUCUCUCUAACCAAAGGACAGAUUGAAGGUCCAGAAGUGGAGUUAAAGGGGGAAGGUGGGAAAUUUAAGAUACCACAUCUAAGCAUGCCCUCUGUUGAUAUUUCACUGCCCAGCGGAAAGACUGGAGAUGCAGAGACUGAAACAGAAGGAAAUGAAAGAGCGAAAUUCAAAACACCACAAAUGAAAAUGCCUUCAGUUGAUAUUUCAGCACCCAAGGGAAAGAUUGAAGGUGCAGAUAUCGAAAUGAAUGUUGAUGUUUCUCUACCUAAAGUAAAAGUUGAAAGUCCAGGAGUUCGAGAUGUAGAGAUCAAAGGAGAAGCUGGAAAAUUCAAGAUGCCCCACAUCAAUAUGCCUUCAGUUGAUAUUUCACUACCUAAAGGAAAAACAGAAGGUGCAGAGAUCGAGCUGGAAGGAGGUGCAGGGGGGGGGAUCAGAAUGCCUCAGGUCAAAAUGCCAGGUUUUAACGUCUCUCUACCCAAAGGAAAAGCUGGCAAAAUUAAAGGAGAGAUUGAAAUUGAGGGAGAUGGCAGCAAAAUGCCACAUAUGACAGUGCCUUCAGUCAAUAUUUCACUUCCAACGGGAGAGACUGAAGGUGCCAACGCUGCAAUUAAGGGUGAGGGAGGAAUAUUCAGGAUGCCAAAAGUUGACAUUUCUCUUCCUAAAGGAAAACCUUCAGUGCGAGGUCCUGAGGCAGAUAUCAGGGGAGAUAGAGGAGAGUUCAAGAUGCCAAAUGUGGGCAUAUCACUUCCCAAGGGAAAAGUAAACAUUGAUACACCAGCAGAGAAAAUGGAGACAGAGGGAGGAAUCAUCAAACUGCCAGAUAUCAAGAUGCCAAAAGUUGAUAUUUCACUCCCGAAAGGCAAAAGUAAAGGUAGUGAGGUAUCUGUUGUAGAGAUGAAAGUAACCAGUUCUGAUAUUAAAGUUCCAGAGGGAGAAAUACUACUGCCAAUGGCUAAAACCACUGAAGCAGAGAUUAACUUACCAAGUGGUAAGGCUGAUCUGGACACUGGGGUUCUUGGAGAAGCUGAUUUGCAUUUUGAGGGUGAGCACAAAGGCCUAAAAUUAAAAGUCCCGACAAUAGAUAUCAAAGGUCCAAAAGGAGGCUUAGAACUUGAUACUGGACUUCACAAAGGGGAGGGCAAAAAGGACAGGAAAAAAGUUGAUCUACCUGACUUAGAUGUCACUACAGAAACCAGCAGCAAAGUAAAAGGGCCUAAAGUCAAAGGAACAAAAUUCAAGAUUGGAAUGCCAAAAAAGAAAAACGGUGGAGAAAGAUUUGAGUAUUUUGAAGUUGAAACCCAGAAUGGUCAUAAAGGUGACAAAAAUCGUGUUAACCAUCCAGUACCAGAAGUUACAUUACCAAGUGUAAGUCUAAAAACAGAAGUGAAAGGAGAGGGUGGCUCCUCAUCUCCACAUGCAGGAAUCAGAGUCCCCAAAAUACCAGACAUAGAGUUUGAUAUUGGCUCAUCUCAAGAUGGAGAUAACAGCAAAACAGAAAAAGGCAAGAAAAUCAAAAUCCCUAAGUUUGGCGUCCCAUUACCCUCCCUAUCCUCACCAGAGGAAAGUGUGAAUGUCCAUGGGCCAGAAAUUCAGUAUGAGGGCCCUAAAAUGCCUAAAGUAAAGAAAGCGGUUUUUGUCUUGGUAGACACUCCUCCAACAAAUGAGCCUGCUACAAGCACAAGUCCCUUAAAAGGGGAAGCAAUGGCUGAGGCUGAGACAGAGACUGUCAAAGUGAAGAUGCCCAAAAUCAAAAAGAAGCCAAGCUUUGGAAAGUCCAAAGAAAAGUCAGCUGCUGCAAGUGCAGAAAAAGAAGGGGCAGAAGAAGAAAAGUCAAAGGGGGGAAGAAUAAAGAUGCCUAAAGUGUCGUUUUCGUCUGGCAAAUCUGCAUCAUUUGGUGGUGACACUGUCAAAAGAGAAGGUUCAAGUUCAAGUCUCAAUGGUGAAAGCCCUCACAAGGGCUCCAAGGAAGAGAAGGUGGCAUUCAGUGGUAAAAUCAAACUCCCAAAGGUGGAGUUCACCAGUCUAUAUGGGAAGACGGGUGCAAGAGGAGCAGACAUGGAAACAAGUGGGGAACUGGGAAAGCAUUCAUCACCAGAAGAAGUACAAUCAAGCACAAUGUUACCAGGGGGUUUCACUGAGGAGCCUUUGAAGGAUUUGGUGUCUUCUCGUGCCAGAACAGAAAUGCUGGACAGGGACAGCUCAGAGUCCCCUUCUGGUUUUGCCACAGAGUUCACCUCAACAAAGUUUCAAGCUUGGAGCAAGGUGGAGAGCAAAAGCAGGGAAUCAGAAGAGAGAGAGUCUUCCUCAUGGUUUAAGGUCCCAAAGGUCACCUUGAAGCCACAUGCCACAGGCUUCCUCCAGAUAACUCCAGAGAGUUCUCCUCAGGCCCAGCAGAAAGGUGAGGUAGGGGGUGAGGCAGAUGUCUCGGGGUCUUUCUGCCUCCACACCUCAGGGCUCGACUUCACCACCUCGCAAAUGACCGAAGAGCACCAAAUCUCUUCCUCCGAGGAGGGAACUGUCACCAUGGUGACAAAGACUACCAGAAUCACCCACCUGGCUGAAACACGAACAGACGAGUCUUCAACGACCACAGCAACAACAAAGACAACAACAGCAGCUCACCAGGUGUCAAAGUACUGAAGAUGCUGGAAUGGUAUCUUUAAUGUAUUUUACUUUUCUUGUUAUUUGUUGUUUAGUUUUUUUGUGAGGUUGCCGUGUUAAUAUAAAGUAAACCUCUAAUAAAAGGACAAUUCAUCCCCAAAUUAGUGAUACAUUAGUUUUUUCUUCUGACCUGUAGUGCUGUUUAUCUACUGAACUUUUUUGAACUGAUUAUUUGUGGGCUCCACACAUCAUUUCUCCAGCUAAUAUCGCCAAAACUGGGCAACUCUAACCAAAUCAAUUUAGAUGGAUAAAUAGUAACAUAGCCCAGAGGAACACCGUGUAUAUUAAUUUGGGGUUCAUCUGUGCCUUAACAAAAAAAUUUAUAUUAUAUUUUCAUAGAUGAUGUAUGAAUGUGAUGAACUACAAUAACAUUACAUCAAGCAGUAUUAUUGUCAUUAUUAUAGCUAAAGAUUACUAUAUAUUUCCUUCUCUCAUCUUACAUGUGACGACUUUUUUUGUUACGGUUUGUUAGUUUAGUCCAAAUUAUUUAUCCGAUUUUGUUUGGUUUUUAAAGGUUUCACUCUGAAUGUAAACAUGUCGGACUGCUUCAUUAUUUAUUUUUGUUUUGUGUUUGAAAUGCGCUGGAAAGAGUCUUUUACUCACAUCGACUUCAUGGUUCAUGAUUCAGUUCCAUGAUCAUUUAAAAAUAUUUCAUUAUGAACCAUCACAACGUAGGCCAGAGGAAUAUUUAUGUAAAUAAAACAAUAUAAUUGCUUUUUUGAAGCUGUUUCCUUUUCAGUUCAAAAUGUAUUUUCAUAUUUACCAAAGCAUAAAUGAUAUUGUUUUGACCUGAAACAAUGUUUUGUUUAUCUUGAAGAAAAAGUGUGAACUUUCUGAGAUUAUGGGCUUUUUUUUGCCAUAGUUUUAUAUAUUAGCACAUUUAGCCUGUGCUUUUUUUUUUUUCCCAGAGACGGUCAGUGAGUAAGCAGGACGCUCUGGACUCUUUAUCUGCUGUGGGGAUCAAACCUGUGACUAUCUGGUUAUAGGUUGCUCUCAAAUAUUUAGCCCAACCUGCUGCUAAUAUAUUUUUUAUUAAUGUUUUUACUGUACAAUGCCAAAAAAAAAGGGCACCACUGUAUUUUUUGUGAAUGAGGCUGUAGCUUUAAAAUACACUGAUAUUUCUGAAGCUCGGCUGUUAAGUAUUGUUGCGUUUCAAAACAUCAGCAGUGAGCUGGAUGGAAAUUUGGGGAUUUAAACCAGAAAUUCAGAAAUUUUAGAGAGGAAACUGUAAAGUUUAUUCUGUUGAUCCAAGUUGCUAAAAGGCUGCUAGAGUGAGACUAGUGGGGGUGGCGUGUCUUGAUCUUGUUGCAAAGCAAUCGUGUUAGAAAAAAAGGCAGAAAACAGAGUUAUAAAUAUUUCUAAAAACACCAAAAAUUACUGUCGGAGUGAUUGAAACUUUAAGUGCCUUUGCCCAGUACAAUUUAAACAAUGUAUCUACUAUUUAAUGUAUAAACUGUUUUAAAAUGGAAUAAUCUUCUUGAAUAUCAGUUUUUAUGUCUCUAAAUUUUGAUAUUUAAGUUUAAUUUAUAAACAAAGAACUUACCAUUUAUAAACAUGUUUGUAAUUUUUCUGGUAUUCUGUUAAAACGUCCUACCUUAGAUGAUACACCAAUCAGGCUUUUUGAAAGGUUUUCUAUUUUCAAGUAGAUGUAAAACAUUUAAGAAUAAACACUUUUAUGUUUCCUUUAUUUGGUUGACUGAUGGAAUGAAGCUGCGUGGUAAAAUGCAUGAAUCCAUAAAAGAGUUGUCUCAUUAACAACGUUUAGCACAGUGCCUUUUUUUGCAGCUGAGAACUAGAGCUUUAAUAAAAAAGCUGAGACGAGUAGUGACAUGUGAAGGUAACGCGCACUGAGGCAGGUUGUACAUGCAGAGAGAUUUUUAACUUUCUGGUUUAACGAGGUCUUCGAAUUUCUUUUUGAUUCUAAGGGUUUCAGUGGCAAGUGUUUUGUCAGAGCUGCAUUGAAGGAAUGUUUGUAAAGAUGUUACUUAAAUAAAGUAAUAUUCACACAAAAA
Messenger RNA from Pundamilia nyererei, 8901 nucleotides. RefSeq names its product periaxin (gene prx). NCBI's taxonomy places the organism in Eukaryota, Metazoa, Chordata, Actinopteri, Cichliformes, Cichlidae. The record is from RefSeq and is a predicted model, not a curated record. Gene Ontology annotation, biological process: peripheral nervous system myelin maintenance; regulation of RNA splicing. Gene Ontology annotation, molecular function: protein binding. The transcript has 3 exons. The coding region runs from base 107 to 6868 and encodes 2253 amino acids. Gene Ontology annotation, cellular component: nucleus; cytoplasm.